This is a messenger RNA of Striga hermonthica, 1092 nucleotides long. The record is from the annotation of a GenBank genome assembly. NCBI's taxonomy places the organism in Eukaryota, Viridiplantae, Streptophyta, Magnoliopsida, Lamiales, Orobanchaceae.
AUCUUGAUCUUGCUUGGCUUGCGCUCCAAACAAUUCCAAUCCACACGCCCAAGUCUUUCGGCCACCUUCCUUCGCGCGCCAACUCGCGUUGCCUAUUCCUUGGCAUGCGAGGCAUCGCGCGCCUCGUCCGUUUCGCACGCGCUGGCCACCGCCCCCGCUACUCCUAGUCCAGCGCAGCCUGGGUUGUCCGACUCGUACGCGCGCGCCAUCGCGCGCUCCCCGCGCUCGCCGCCUAUCUCACGCGCGUGUACCUCCUGCAUGCCUAAGCCCCCGAGGCUUAGGUCCCUGCCCGCGUCCGGACUCCACUCGCGCGCCCACGCGCACGCCCCUUCAUCGCUUUCCAGGCCCCGCGCGUCCCGACCACCGUCCGCGCCCCAAUCGCCUACAGCGCACCCCACCGCGUCUGCUACUCCGUGCGUACAUUAUUCUGUUCCGUCCAACCGCGCGCAUCAUGGGCCGAUGCGCGCCAUUCGCCCAUUAGCCGAUCAUCGUCGCCCUUCUCGUCGGCGAUCGUCACCGUUGGUUCGGGCCAUGGAUCCCAACCCUUUAACCUCUCACAACCGUCCACCGAUCUUGAUCUUGCUUGGCUUGCACUCCAAACAAUUCCAAUCCACACGCCCAAGUCUUUCAGCCGCCUUCCUUCGCGUGCCAACUCGCGCUGCCUAUUCCUUGGCGUGCGAGGCAUCGCGCGCCUUGUCCGUUUCGCACGCGCUGGCCACCGCCCCCGCUACUCCUAGUCUAGCGCGGCCUGGGUUGUCCGACUCGUACGCGCGCGCCAUCGCGCGCCCCCCGCGCUCGCCGUCUAUCUCGCGCGCGUGUACCUCCUGCAUGCCUAAGCCCUCAAGGCUUAGGUACCUGCCCGCGUCCGGACUCCACUCGCGCGCCCACGCGCACGCCCCUUCAUCGCUUUCCAGGCCCCGCGCGUCCCGGCCACUGUCCGCGCCCCAAUCGCCUACGGCGCACCCUACCACGUCCGCUACUCCGCGCAUACAUCGUCCUGUUCCGUCCAACCGCGUGCAUCAUGGGCCGAUGCACGCCAUUAACCCAUUAGCCGAUCGUCGUCGCCCUUCUCGUCGGCGAUCGUCACCGUUG